UCAAAUCGCCUAAACUAACGGCCUUGUUCUGCAUAAAUAAAAUUACCUGGUAACACUAAAUCAAAUUCAAAACCCUUACACUCCCCCGUUCAUACCAAUGUAUUCUUCAAAUUCUUGGAGUUGCUCAAAGUGCACUUUCAUCAACCCAAUCUCACAACCACCCAUUUGUCAAAUCUGCUUAACCCCACAAAACCCAGAUUCCCAUUCUUCACGAUCACAAUCACAAUCACAACCCAAAUGGUCUUGCAAAUUAUGUACCUUUCUCAACUCUCCUGGCGUCGAUGUUUGUGAGAUUUGUGGGGCCAGAGCCUUGGAUUCUCUUCUGGCGGAAGCUUCUGCGGGUAGUAAGAGGACAUUUGAAGAUCUUUUGGAUAAGGGUUUGGGUGAUGAUGGUGGAUCAAACGCCACAAAGCUUGCUAAACUGGAUGUUGUUCAUUUGGAUGAGACUUCCACGAACGAAGAUCUGAAAACAUUGAAGAUAUUGAGCUAUAAUGUUUGGUUCCGAGAGGACCUAGAGAUGCAUAAGAGAAUGAAAUCCCUGGGAGACCUGAUCCAAAUGCACUCACCAGAGCUUAUCUGUUUGCAGGAGGUAACUCCAAAUAUAUAUGACAUCUUUCAGAGGUCAAGCUGGUGGAAGUUAUAUAAAUGCUCAAUUUCUAGUGAAAUGGCAUUCACAAGACCAUACUUCUGCAUGCAGCUAAGCAAAGUGCCAGUUAAAUUAUUCAGCUGCAAACCCUUUCAAAACUCUAUUAUGGGAAGAGAGCUCUGUGUUGCAGAAGUUGUAGCUGAGAAAGAUAAGCCGUUGAUUAUAGCCACAAGUCACCUUGAAAGCCCAUGUCCGGCGCCACCUAAAUGGGAUCAGAUGUAUAGCAAAGAACGGGUUAGUCAGGCUAGGGAGGCUAUCGAUUCACUUAACAAAAACAAAAAUGUGAUAUUUUGUGGUGACAUGAACUGGGAUGACAAAUUGGACGGUCAAGUUCCUCUGCCUGAUGGCUGGAUUGAUGCUUGGACAGAGCAUAGACCAGGAGAGCUAGGAUAUACAUAUGACACAAAGACCAACAAGAUGCUGUCUGGUAACCGGACACUGCAAAAGCGAUUGGAUCGGUUUUUGUGCUCUUUGCAUGAUUACAAGAUAGAUGGAAUCGAAAUGAUUGGGAUGGAAGCAAUACCAGGCUUAUCCUAUAGCAAAGAAAAGAAGGUCAAAAAAGAGGUGAAAAAUAUCAUUCUUCCUGUCUUGCCUAGUGACCAUUAUGGCUUGCUUUUAACAAUUAGCUCCAAAUAGGUUUUAUCAAGUUAAAAAAGAAACAAUCUCAGGCUGUUUCAUCUACUAUUGUCUUUUGGAUUCUGAAAUACUCCCUCCGUUCCAAAAUGUUAGUCUUGUUUGCUAAAAAAAAAUAUUUCAUAAUAUGUGUCCUACUCUUUUUUCAAUACAUUUUUUCAAGACUUAACUUUGAAUUUAUCUUUCCAAAAUUGACUAGAUGUAGUGGAUACACCUAUCUGGUGAAAGUCUCAUGCAGUUUUUAAUCUUAUUAAAUGCAGUUAGCUAGCUUUCAAGGUCACAAUCAUUAAAUAGCACUAAAAAUAAAAAGAAAAACAUACACAUUCAAAAUAUCUUAAUAUGUGUGAAAAUGACAAACAAGACUAACAUUUUGGAACGGAGGGAGUAUCAUGUUUAUGCCGAUGACAGACAAACAGAUAAGAAAUUACGCGACUUUGGUGAAUCUUUGUUGUCUAUAUGAGCAAUUGUUUGCGCAAUCAUUACGAAAACAAUUAAGGUCUUCAGUUACCUGUUAUGUUAAUCUUCACACAUUGAUGUGCUUAUAUCUAUUUUAUGAUCAGUAUUCUGAAAGUCGGGGAUUAAUCGCCAAUUAAUUGUUGUUCAGACCGAAAAUGUCUCGAUUAAUCUUAUGGUCAUAGUUGAAGACAGGUGGGAUAACACAUGGUGUGGCUACAUGUGAAGUUAAUAAUGUUAGAGGGGAAAAGAAUAUUGGAGCAGUUGAAACAUGAAAGCUAUUAACGUGCAAACCGCAGGCAAUAGUUAUGUUACUUGAGCUUUCAUAUAAUCAUAACCUGGGCGGUUCAAACCUCAUAUAUACAUACACAUUGAUGAAGUUGACCUUGUUAAGAGGAGUAGUCUAUCUGUGCUGUGGAAUAACACCCAGUUACUAACAUAACUAAU
Molecule: messenger RNA, 2179 nt
Organism: Daucus carota subsp. sativus
Lineage: Eukaryota; Viridiplantae; Streptophyta; Magnoliopsida; Apiales; Apiaceae
Exons: 4
Coding region: 98-1282 (394 amino acids)
Biological process (GO): double-strand break repair
Cellular component (GO): cytoplasm; PML body
Molecular function (GO): 5'-tyrosyl-DNA phosphodiesterase activity; single-stranded DNA binding
Source: RefSeq, a predicted model, not a curated record